AAGACUCAACACACGCUCUCGCCAGCCAACCGAAGCCACCGUACCCACCCACCCAAUGGCGGCAGCUUACCGCCACGUCGCGACGCGCGGCCUCGCCCUGGCCCUCGCGGCGGCCGUGGUCACGGCGUGGCAGUGCGCGGCGCAGCGGGCGCCGUCCGGCCCGGGCUGCAUGCCGGAGCUCGUCAGCCUGAACCCGUGCAUGGACUACAUGUCCGGCAACGCGACGGCGCCCGACGGCCCGUGCUGCUCGGCCGUGUCGGGCAUGCUUCGGGCCAGCCCGAGCUGCCUCUGCAUGGUGGUCGGCGGCACGGCCGCGACGCUCGGCGUCGCCGUCGACGGCGACCGCGCGCUGCGGCUGCCCGCGGCGUGCCAGGUCCAGGCGCCGCCUGCCAACCAGUGCGACGUCGCGGGAGCUCCAGUGCCGUCUCCGGUGGCGGGGACGAACACACCAGGGGCUCAGGCAGCGGCGGCGCCAUCGGACGCCAAUAAUGUCACCCCUGCAGGGUCUGGAUCGACCCUUCCAUCCUCCGACGGAGACAACGGCAGACCUGGAACGACCUUCGUCUUCGCCGCUGCGGCACUGGCGUUGCUACAUCGUCUCUGAGACACGAGAGUUUUCACGUGUCCAUCGACUCAUCGUGGACGAACCUUUCGUUUUCACGUGUUGGUGUUUGUCCCACCGUCAGGAUUAAGAGCUCUUGGAA
This is a messenger RNA of Zea mays, 704 nucleotides long. RefSeq lists its product as uncharacterized. NCBI's taxonomy places the organism in Eukaryota, Viridiplantae, Streptophyta, Magnoliopsida, Poales, Poaceae. The record is from RefSeq and is marked provisional.